This is a messenger RNA of Hypoxylon trugodes, 805 nucleotides long. RefSeq lists its product as uncharacterized. Gene Ontology annotation, biological process: autophagy of mitochondrion. The record is from RefSeq and is a predicted model, not a curated record. The transcript is spliced from 2 exons. Lineage: Eukaryota; Fungi; Ascomycota; Sordariomycetes; Xylariales; Hypoxylaceae. The coding region runs from base 105 to 746 and encodes 213 amino acids. Gene Ontology annotation, cellular component: mitochondrion.
UGCGACUUUCCACCACCGUACAUCAAGACUGAAUCUUGACAUCACUACAUCCGCAUCUUUUCAUCGACCUUUUUGGUCAUCUCAUCUCCUAUAAUCUAGAGGCCAUGGCAUCAAGAAAGGUGUCUGUCCUUAAGUUCGUAGGGACCGUUUCGUUGGGUCUCCUAACGGGCACAUCCUACACCCUCUCCGCCCUAACAAUCCCCUCCCUCCUCGAACUCCCCUCCGCCUCCUCCGCCGCCAAGGCCUUCCACUCGCUAUCCAGCGUAGCAUCAACGCACAUCAACGCCCUAACCACAAUUUCCGGAACCGCAUUCUUCCUCGCCUUCACCCUCUCCCCGCGCCCCUUCCGACAUCCCUACCUCCUCUACACCUCGCUCUUCUGCUUCGGCACACGGCUAGUCGAUAAGGUGGCACCCACGCUCUUCGGCGCAGCCCCACAAUCCAGCACGACGGCCGCGCAGCAGCGACGCGCGGCUCUAGCUCAGGCCCGUCGUGAGAAGCAGGCUUCGCGUGGUAUGGAAGCUAGCUACGAGGUUCUCGGAGAUGCGCACAGUGAAGAAGGUAGCGGUGGCGAGGAGCUCGAUGAAGACUACAACGGCGAGGAAGUCCGCGCUGAAGUCGAGUUCUUCGUCCGGAAUCAACUUCUCCAGACAGCCGUCUCAGGCCUCGGGUUCUUGAUGGCUGUUGUCGGUAUCUGGGGCGAUGGUGUAGCCGGUGUUUCGGAGACAUGGGUCGUUGACUUAUAAAUAUGGGUGGGAAAGGAUUCCGAAUGAGAGAAGUAGAAGUUGAGCUGGUGAUCUGAUUC